AUGGCAUCCUCACCUAAUCCAUUUGUGCGAAAGACGCGUGGUCUUCCGCGUCGCGACUACAAUGCUCUGAACAAUGGCACACCCUCCCUGCUCCCUGAGCCAUGGGAAGGAAAUAUCCGUGAAAUGGAGAGCCCCUGCUCGCCAGCACCAUGCGAGUCUACGGGAGGCGAAGAGACGUCGCCAUCCAUGCGGUCCUUACCCAUUCCCAGCUCUUCGCCCGCUCCGCUAGAUCCCGCGCUAUCAGGAUUGACUAGCAGUCAGAGUAGCCCACCGCCUUACAAGAGACGAAAAGCCAAGUCAUACUCUAGCUGGACCCUCGAGCAUUUCUGGAUCACAGAGCUAGACAACACCUGGCGUCGAAAGGGUGGGCCACCAAAGAAGGAUCGGCUCUUAGUCUGUAGGCAGUGCAGUUGGUCGUCCAGGGAUUCGGCACGCUAUGGCUCCACAUCGAAUUUGUUAGCCCAUCUCCAGGCCAAGCACCGCAUCAGUUCUGGAUCAGACAUCACGUCAUCUUCAACUAUCGGAACGACCCUGGACAAUUUUUUGACACCUGCAAAAGAAAGGGCGGGCCUUGAACAAAUGCUGAUACAAUGGGUUGUUCAAACGAGACAGCCCUUUACGGUAGUGGAGCAUCCGGCAUUUAGGGCGCUUUUUGAAGCGACUGGGGCUAUAUUACCCAUCAAGACGGCCGACACUCUCUUCAACAGGAUCAGGGAGGAAUUUUGCAAGAACCGGACUUGCGUCAAAGAAGAAUUAGCCACUAAUAGUCGCACGCUUGCGCUGUCUCUUGAUGUUUGGACAUCAGAGAAUCAGAUAGCGAUCAUGGGCAUCAUUGGUCAUUGGAUCUCACCCGACUUUGAGAAGCGAGAAGAGCUUCUGGAGUUCACUGACAUAUGUGAACCGCACUCUGGGGAGAAUCUUGCAGAAAUUGUCAUGAAAAUGCUCGAGGAACUAGACGUCGCGCCAAAGCUCCUCACAAUUACGGGGGAUAAUGCUGCCAACAAUGGAACUCUCUGCGACAGUCUUCAUGCCGAGCUUCUCAAGAAUUAUGAUGAUAAAGACGACCAAUUUCGCAUCAGACCUCUUAUGCGGUUUCGUGGACGGCAGAGCUUCAUUCCUUGCCUUGCCCACGUCAUCAAUCUCAUUUGCAGAGACGUACUGGCUUCCCUGAGGGCCGGCUCAGCUCGAGAGGCGAAGGCUAUACUGGACGACAUGGCCACGCAAAGUAGCCCAACAUUCACCUCUGCCCACAGCACAAAAGGAGCAAUCAUGAAGAUCCGGCUGCUGACCCUAUGGAUUGCCCGCAGUCCACAGCGCCGCCAGAAUUGGAAAGAUGUGUCACCAUCCAAGCAAGUCGGCUACGAUGUUGACACUCGAUGGAACUCAACCUAUAUCAUGAUAGCGGACGCCCUUCGGCUACAGAAAGAACUUGGACAGUUUGUCCGGAUGCAUCCAGAAGUUCACGCCCUUCAAAUAAACGAGAACGAAUGGUCGAUUCUUCAACAAGUAGCGAAGGUUCUUAAGCCAUUCUGGGAUCACACCAACUCGGUAUCAAAAUCUUGUCCGACGAUUGUUGAGAGUUUGCCCAUCUAUUGGAGUCUAGACGACCUCCUUGACGAGGUUCAAAAGGCCGAAGGUGAUUUUGAAGAUGUUGAUACCGAGAUCCGGGAUGCGGUGGAACGAGGAAUCCAAAAGAUGAACAAAUUUGCAAGGAAGAUGGACACCAAUCUUCUUUACUACGUGGCGUCCGUCCUGGACCCGCGUAUUAAAUCGUCUUUGAUCGGAUCGCAGAUGAGCGAGCAAGAUGCGGGACUGAUCAUCUCUCAAGUGCGGGAGUUCUUAAAGAGGGAGUAUCCGCACGAGUUGUCCAUGUCGUGUAUAGUGGAUCGCCCGCCGGGAAUGUCCGAGACUAUGUGGAGGACGCUGCGAAAAGUACAGCCAUCGCAGCGGACGCUUCUUUCAGACAUUGAUAGAUAUCUAGACGCGCCACCCGUGAGUUGGUCCCACCAUAUGAUUGAUGAUGCAGACGAGGAAUGGGUUCUCAAAUGGUGGAAGGCGAAUGUAUUUAGCUUUCCACUCAUGGCAAAGGCAGCUCGAGAUUACCUGCCAAUUCCAUCAGCGGAGGUAGGGAUUGAACGCGAGUUCAGCAAUGCCAGAGAUGUAUUGGGACUCAGAAGACACUGUCUAAAUGCGGAGACUAUGCGAUGGCUUAUGCUACUUAAGGGACAGUACCAAAAAUAG
Messenger RNA from Penicillium samsonianum, 2241 nucleotides. RefSeq lists its product as uncharacterized. The transcript has a single exon. The record is from RefSeq and is a predicted model, not a curated record. The coding region runs from base 1 to 2241 and encodes 746 amino acids. NCBI's taxonomy places the organism in Eukaryota, Fungi, Ascomycota, Eurotiomycetes, Eurotiales, Aspergillaceae. Gene Ontology annotation, molecular function: protein dimerization activity.